Molecule: messenger RNA, 1734 nt
Organism: Frankliniella occidentalis (western flower thrips)
Lineage: Eukaryota; Metazoa; Arthropoda; Insecta; Thysanoptera; Thripidae
Gene: LTV1
Product: protein LTV1 homolog
Exons: 10
Coding region: 166-1641 (491 amino acids)
Biological process (GO): ribosomal small subunit biogenesis; ribosomal small subunit export from nucleus
Cellular component (GO): cytosol; preribosome, small subunit precursor; nucleus
Source: RefSeq, a predicted model, not a curated record
UCUUCCUCUUUUCUUUAUUUUCAAGGGAAAGGAUAAAACAAAAAACAACAACAACACUACAACACCUCAUCUGCGCACGCUGUCUGCCUUCAAAACACAGAAAACCUGUAUUUUGUCAUUGAACAUCUCGACACCCAGUGCUACUGCUAAGUCAAACAGAAGAAAAUGCCGAAGGGGAAGAAGAAAUUUAUUGAUAAAAAGAAUGCUGUCACUUUCCAUUUGGUUCAUCGAAGUCAGCACGAUCCCUUAACAGCCGACGAUAAAGCACCUCAACAUGUCCUGGUAGCUGCCCCUGAAAAGAAAAAGAAGAAAAGCGAAGAGGAGGAACAAAAGUUUGGCAUUUUCUUUGAUGAUGAUUAUGAUUACCUUCAACAUCUUCGCGAUACUUCUAAACAAUCUAUUCAGUGGAUUCCUGUUGAUACAGGCAAUAAUUCUAAUGCCAGAAUCUUGAAAAAGAAGAGCAAAGAUAAUGACGAUGAAGGGAGCUCUGACGAAGAAGUUUACAUUGUUGAGCGUCCAAAGCAGCUUACUUUGCCUUCCUCAGUAUUUGCUUCAGAGGUUGAAGAAGAAGUUGGAUUGUUGAACAAAGCUGCACCUCAGUCAGGACUAAGAUUGGAUUUAGACCCAGACAUUGUUGCUGCUAUGGAUGAAGAUUUUAACUUUGAGGAUCCUGAGAAUGCAUUGGAGGAUAACUUUAUGGAGCUGGCAAAUGCUUCUGGGGCUUCUGACGACGACGAUGAUGAUGAUGAUGCGAGUAUUAAUAGUGAUUUCAAUAUGAGUGAUGAUAACUUUGAUGAAGACGUAAGUGAUGGUGUAAACAGUGAAUCUCGGGAUGAACUAGGCAGUCUAAGUGGGCCGUGCCAGUUUGAAGAUGAAGAAACAAAGUCACGAUUCACAGAAUAUUCCAUGAGUAGUUCUGUCAUGAGGCGGAACCAGCAGUUGUCUCUCUUAGACAAUAGAUUUGAAAAGAUAUUUGAAGAAUAUGAUGACAAUGAAAUAGGAGCAUUAGAUUGUGAAGAAAUUGAAGGAUAUGUCCCUCCUACUUCAGAGCUGCUUCUCCAAUGUGCUGCUGAGUUUGGGAAAGAGAAACUCCCUAAGGAAGACACAGAUGGAGUUGAAAAACCAAAUGUAGAUACAAUGUGUUCUUCAGAUUCUGAAGAUGAUUUUCGUGAUAUUGAGAUUAAAGGAAAUGAUGAUGAAGACAAGUGGGACUGCCAGUCAAUUUUAUCCACAUAUUCUAAUAUAUACAAUAGGCCAAAAUUGAUAUCCGAAAGAAAUUCUAACACAGGAAAGAUUCGUAUCUCAAAAAAAACUGGUUUGCCAAUUGGAGUGUUUGAUUCAGGAAGUGGGAAGCUAACAAUGAAAGCCCUUGCAAAACUUGAUGCAGAACAGGAGAGGGUCCCUCAAAAUGCUGCUGGCAGAGCUGAGUCAGUUAUUUCCACUCUUUCAACUCUUUCCAUAAGACCGAAAGAGGAAACUCCUGAAGAAAGGAGACAGAGGAAAAAGAUGCUCAAGGAGUACAGACGGGAAAGGAUAGGAGAACGGAAAGCAAAUACAGCAGCCUUCAAGGAGGAGAAGAAAAGGCAAGAAAAGAUCAUUCUUAAUAACAAGAAGAAUAUUCCUACUACACAUAUUCUAUAGUCUUUUCGGUUGUUACAAAAUUGUAAAUACUCUAUUCUGUCUACUCAUGGGUAAACCAUGAAGUCCUACUUGUUAAUAAAAACUCCAAUGCGA